UCUGUAAAAUGGGGGUGUUCAAGAAGGCGAGCCCAAAUGGAAAGCUCACCGUCUAUCUGGGAAAGCGGGACUUUGUGGACCACAUCGAGCUCGUGGACCCUGUGGAUGGUGUGGUCCUGGUGGAUCCUGAGUACCUCAAGGAGAGGAGAGUCUAUGUGACACUGACCUGCGCCUUCCGCUAUGGCCGGGAGGACCUGGAUGUCCUGGGCCUGACCUUUCGCAAGGACCUGUUUGUGGCCAAUGUGCAGUCCUUCCCACCGGCCCCCGAGGACAAGAAGCCCCUGACCCGGCUGCAGGAACGCCUCAUCAAGAAGCUGGGCGAGCACGCCUACCCGUUCACCUUUGAGAUCCCUCCAAACCUCCCAUGCUCGGUGACGUUGCAACCAGGGCCCGAAGACACAGGGAAGGCCUGCGGUGUGGACUAUGAAGUCAAAGCCUUUUGCGCAGAGAACCUGGAGGAGAAGAUCCACAAGCGGAAUUCCGUGCGCCUGGUUAUCAGAAAGGUGCAAUACGCCCCGGAGAGGCCUGGCCCCCAGCCCACAGCCGAGACCACCAGGCAGUUCCUCAUGUCGGACAAGCCCUUGCACCUAGAAGCCUCCCUGGAUAAAGAGAUCUAUUACCACGGAGAACCCAUAAGCGUCAAUGUCCAUGUCACCAACAACACCAACAAGACAGUGAAGAAGAUCAAGAUCUCGGUGCGCCAGUAUGCGGACAUCUGCCUUUUCAACACAGCCCAGUACAAGUGCCCUGUGGCCAUGGAAGAGGCCGAUGACACAGUGGCACCCAGCUCAACGUUCUGCAAGGUCUACACGCUCACCCCCUUCCUGGCCAACAAUCGAGAGAAGAGGGGCCUUGCCCUGGAUGGGAAGCUCAAGCAUGAAGACACAAACCUGGCCUCCAGCACCCUGUUGAGGGAAGGAGCCAACAGAGAGAUCCUGGGCAUCAUUGUUUCCUACAAAGUGAAAGUGAAGCUGGUGGUGUCCAGGGGCGGCCUGUUGGGAGAUCUUGCGUCCAGUGACGUGGCCGUGGAGCUGCCCUUCACCCUAAUGCACCCCAAGCCCAAAGAGGAACCCCCACAUCGGGAAGUUCCAGAGAACGAGGCGCCAGUAGAUACCAAUCUCAUAGAACUUGACACAAACGAUGACGACAUUGUGUUUGAGGACUUUGCUCGCCAGAGGCUGAAAGGCAUGAAGGAGGACAAGGAGGAGGAGGAGGAUGGCACUGGCUCUCCGCGGCUCAACGACAGAUAGACUGGGGGCCCGCCCCGGGCAGCCCCAGGCCUGCCCUCCUGCUCUAGGCUGCUUGUUUGUCUCCUUCCUGUUCUGGUGCCCCCUCCCCUUUGCUCUUCCAGUUUCUACCAGGGGCCCAGUGGUCUUCCAGAUCGUGGUGAUGACCCUCUGGCCUCAGGAUGGGCCUCGCAUCACCACGCCAACAGGGCCACGUGCACCGCCGUAGCCCUCUCACUGCAGUCACCUCUCCGCCCUCACUCUUCCUGCUGACCCCCAAAAAGGCCACCAUGGCUCUGGCCUUGGAUCUGACUUGGGAUGGGGAGCAGGGGGAAGAUAGGGCACAGGGCUCGGAAGGGUGGGGAUGAGGGGCCCAGACGCGGGAGAGAAGGUGCACAGUCCCAGGUGGUUCACACAGUCUGGCAGCUAAGAGAUGAGCGCGUUGAAGGCCACCCACUUCGGGCUGGGAGGGCAGGCUGUGGAGAGAUUCUUAAUGCCUUUUUUGUAGUCCUGACCCACUAAACACCUCUCCCCUUCCACCACUGUCCCUGCCCCAUGUCCCUCUGUGUCUGACAGUGACAUUGGUGUAGACCCCAGGCGUGGAGAAGAGCAACUGGACUGACUUUCUUACCAGCAGUUCCUAGUCUAAGGCAAGCUGUGUGAAGUAGCCCAAGUCUAUUUCAGUAUUGUCAGGAUAUAACCUCCUAGCUAACCUGUAUUUUAGGUGUGUGUAUCUUAUCUAUAAAUAUGCACAGAGAGAAAGAAAGGGAGGGGCUUUCAGAAAGUACCUCCCCACCUUGUCCUCCAGGCAGAGUGAGCAAAGCUCUGGAGGAGGUUUCUCGAAGGGUGGCUCUGAGAGAUGAGUGCAGGAGGCAGGAAGGCGAGAAGCUGCCCUGUUCCAUUUCUUUGUGGACUUGUGAUUGGCGAUCCCAUGGGAAGCAAGGCUGGAAGUCCAGAGCUGGCCAGGAACACCAGCAUCCUCCAGCCUCCCCUUGCACUUCUUCAGGGCUGGGCUGAGAGGCAGUGCCUGAGGCCACCACACCCACAGGCAAAAGGGAUCCUUCUAAGGGAAGAUGGCAGGGUCCAUCGUGAAGCCCUCACCUAAAAGGGAGGGGGCUGCUGCAUAGCAAGGAAACUUGUUUCCUUGAGGAGUUGA
Messenger RNA from Miniopterus natalensis, 2382 nucleotides. The record is from RefSeq and is a predicted model, not a curated record. Lineage: Eukaryota; Metazoa; Chordata; Mammalia; Chiroptera; Miniopteridae.